AUGAAGGCAGACGAGCUCGUCGCCGUCUCUACCUCCCUCGGAGGGGACUUCAAGUCCAUUGAACCCCACCUCAUCCGACUCGAGAAGCACUUGACCCUGCGGACAUACCUCGCCGGAUACACACUGAGCGAGCUCGACAGCAAGAUCUGGCUUGCCAUCAGCAACAACCGCGUUGCCGUCUCCUUCGUCCGCAAGGGCUCCUACGCCAACGUCCAGCGAUGGUUCACCUACGUCGAACAAGCCCACCCCGAGAUCCAGGCCGAAGUCAAGGCCGCCGACUCUGCUCGCAAGGCCAAGGUGCAAGCUGCUAGCCGUGCUGGUGCAAGUUACAACCUGGCCUUGCAGGAGGCCGACAAGGGAGUCGUCUGCCGAUUCCUUCCUGAGCCGUCUGGCUACCUUCACAUCGGACACGCCAAAGCUGCACUGCUCAGCGACUACUUUGCACACCAGGCCUACAACGGACAGCUUCGACUGCGGCUAGACGAUACCAACCCGAGCAAGGAGAAGGAGGAGUACCAAGAUGCCAUCAUCGAGGACCUCGCGCUUAUGGGCGUCAAGCCCGACACUGUCACCUACACUUCCGAUUAUUUCGAUCACCUCUACGAUACCUGCUUGGGCCUCAUAAAGAGCGGCAACGCGUAUGCCGAUGAUACUGAUGUGGAGACCAUGCGCGAUGAGAGAGGAAGGGGUAUUGCUUCAAAAAGGCGAGAGAGAACAGUCGAGGAGAACCUGGCCAUCUUCGACGCCAUGAAGUCCGGCACCGAGGAAGGCUUGAAGAACUGCAUUCGGGCCAAGAUUUCUGUCGACAACCCCAACAAGGCCAUGCGCGACCCCGUCAUCUACCGGUGCAACCCCAACGAUGCUCAUCACCGCACCGGUACAAAGUGGAAGAUAUAUCCUACCUACGAUCUCGCGUGCCCUGUCGUGGAUAGCUUGGAGGGUGUGACGCACGCUUUGAGAUCGACCGAGUACACGGACCGAAACCCCCAGUUCCAGUGGUUCCUCGACACCCUCAAGCUUCGUCAGGUUUACAUGUGGGACUUUGCCCGCAUGAACUUCAUUCGCACCUUCCUGUCCAAGCGAAAGCUCGCCAAGCUGGUCGAUACCGGCAAGGUAUGGGGCUGGGACGACCCGCGGAUGCCCACAAUUCGCGGUGUUCGAAGACGAGGCAUGACCAUCCCUGCCCUUCGAGACUUCAUCCUGAAGCAGGGCCCUUCGCGAAAUGUCGUGGUCAUGGACUGGACUAGUUUCUGGGCUGCCAACAAGAAAGAGAUCGACCCUGUUGCGCCACGACACACCGCCAUCUCCAAGAAGGACCAUGUGAAGGUAUCCGUCACAGGAGACGAAGCCCCCACAGAGGCCCGAUCCGAAGACAAGCCUCGUCACCCCAAGAACCCAUCCAUCGGUACAAAGAAGGUGGCCUUCAGCAAGGAGCUCAUCAUUGACCAAGCCGAUGCCAACAGCUUCAAGGAUGGAGAGGAGAUUACGGUCAUGCAGUGGGGCAAUGCGUUUGCCAAGGACAUUGCUGGAAAGGAGCCUGUCACGGGUCUCACUCUAGAAUUGAAUCUCAAAGGCGAUGUCCGGAGCACAGACAAGAAGAUUACGUGGCUCUCGACACAGGGGCAGAACCUGAUUGACGCAGAACUAUGGGACUUCGACUACCUUAUCACCAAGGAUAAGCUCGAGGAGGAAGACGACAUGGACAAAUUCUUGAACCCAGUUACAUCGACGAUGGAGGAGGCUUGGUGUGACGAGGGUGUAGUCAACCUCAAGAAGGAUGAUAUCAUCCAGCUGGAGAGGCGAGGGUACUACCGGGUAGACAAGGCAUACAACGACGGAGACGAGAAGAAGAUCGUAUUGUUCUGUAUUCCAACUGGCAAGAGCAAGUAG
Molecule: messenger RNA, 1890 nt
Organism: Anthostomella pinea
Lineage: Eukaryota; Fungi; Ascomycota; Sordariomycetes; Xylariales; Xylariaceae
Source: the annotation of a GenBank genome assembly